AUGUCGGACAAUAUAUUUACCACGAAAGUAUCUUCCAACUCUACACAUUUCAACCCUAAUACCCGCAUAAUAUGCCGCGUAUGCGAGAAGCAAUUUUCACAAUACACAUGCCCUCGAUGCAAUAUUCGGUACUGUUCUUUGCAUUGUUACAAGUCUCAUAGUCUUCGCUGUACAGAGCCUUUUAUGAGAGGGAAUGUAAUGGAAGAACUGCAACACGUGCAACCUGAUGAAAACAGUAAAUCUAAAAUGCUGGAAAUACUUAAACGAUUCCAUGAGGAUGAGGAGGCAGCUAGCAUCGACGAAGAGGAUUCCGGAUCAUCUUUCUCAGAGGAAACUAUUCAGAAGAUUCUUUCAGGUGAGCAGAUAAAUUUUGAUGAUUUAUCCAUUGAAGAAAAGAAACAUUUCCAAAGAGCCAUUGCCUCAGGGGAGCUCGGCAAACUGAUCCAACCUUGGGAUCCUUGGUGGUUAAAGCUAUCCGCCAAACACAUUGCACUCAGCCCCGACGGGACCCAGUUAGUCCAACCCAUUCCCAACUCAGACAAUCCAGACAGCGAAAUAUGGCCCAACAUCAUCCCACAUGGGCCCGAAAGCCCGUUACCGCCUGUUUCUAAACUCACAUCCUCAAGCCCAUCCCUACUGUUGCCAGUCCACCUCGUGGACAUUAUAUACAGUUACUGCUUCACUCUCCGCCUUUACAACGGUGAAUGGGGAGCGGAUCCUCUGGAUGCUUCCACAGUAGUCCGUACUGUGUCCUCUGUCUUGGGCCGGGCUGGAAAACCUCAAACGGUGUUGGAAGCCUUGCUGGACUGUCUGGAGCGAACGUGCUCACCUGUUUAUAAACAAAUGGGCGGUUUGCGGUUGGGGCUGAGAAUUGUGGAUGAUGUGAUUCGUUUGUUCUGUUUGGGAGGAAAUGCUUUAGUUUGUGCAUUGUGUGAUUUGUGGAAAUUGGUUCAAACGGGCGAACGGGAGCUUAAGUCAGAGAAAAUGAACAAGUCAAAACGGGUUGAGUUGAGGGGAAAGCUCAAGUCAGCCGAGAGGAAAAUCUACUUUGUUAUGUGUUGGGUUCGUGAGCAGGCGAACGAGUCUUGGCCUUUGUUAGCGGGUGUUGUGGAGAAGGAGAAGGAGUUUGCUGUGGAGCAAUCGGGAGGCAAAGGGAGUGGCGUGAAGUUGGAGGGAAAACGGGGAAUAAGUAGUGGUAAGCCGUUGAUUAAGGAGGUUGAGUGA
Molecule: messenger RNA, 1224 nt
Organism: Striga hermonthica
Lineage: Eukaryota; Viridiplantae; Streptophyta; Magnoliopsida; Lamiales; Orobanchaceae
Source: the annotation of a GenBank genome assembly